Molecule: messenger RNA, 4753 nt
Organism: Centrocercus urophasianus (Greater sage-grouse)
Lineage: Eukaryota; Metazoa; Chordata; Aves; Galliformes; Phasianidae
Gene: TCP11L1
Product: t-complex 11 like 1
Exons: 8
Coding region: 2019-3356 (445 amino acids)
Biological process (GO): signal transduction
Source: RefSeq, a predicted model, not a curated record
UCGCCUCGUUGUGAAGGGUGGGGAGGGCGGCGCCGGGAGGGCUGUGCCGAGCUCUGAAGCGUGUGUCGGGGAGUCGAGUCAUCGCCGUGCUCCAUCUUCAUUUCGUGCCUUGUGGGAGAGAGCGGGAAGAGUGGCUGAGGCCAGCGGAAUGAAACUGAAAGCACCUGUGAAAAUGCUUUGAUUCGAGCGUUUCUCUGCUCCCUUUCACCUGUCACGUAUUUUUUGCUUCAGCUGUUGCUGUUGUCUUCCUGUAAUGGCUUCUUUAUUGCCAGAUCUUGCUGCUGGAACGUUGGCAGUAGCAGACCUUCUGUUGUGUAGGUUGGAGAUCCAGCCCCGCUUGUGCUGUACUGGUUUGGAUAGCUGAUGCUGCACCCAGUGGGAAGCACAGCAUGCUUUAGAGAAAGGCUGGCGAUGGGACUGUAGCUCUGCACUCACUGGCGCUGCCCUGUGCUGCCUGAGAUGCUCUGUGAGUGCAGAGAGGAUUGGGAGCUCACAGCUGGGACAUCAGUGCUUGUGUGCAAGCAGAGUGCCAGAGCAGAAGGCUGAUAUGUGCCUCUAACAGUACCUGCGCUGAUGCCUUAGAUUUCUUGCAUAGAUUUAUCCUAUGCUUUUUGUGCUCUACUUUCUUGUCUAAAAUAAAAAUCAUGCAUCACUGUAGACAAGUGUUGCUGUGUGUCGUUGCCAGACGAUGAUCCUGAGUCAUUGCUGUAGAAGGAAAACAUUUUUUAAAUGCCAAGUCUUCUGGCUGUCUUGUAGAAUCAGAAUGGUGCACUCAUUGAAGCACUGAUGGAGUAGGGUUAGUUCUUACAGCUGUUGUAUGGAGAAAAAAACGUCUGCGCGUUUUAUAUUCCUGUGUAAUUGCUUGUUUAUGUCUGUGUUGCGUCCUCUUGGAUGCAGUCCUUGACACUGCUAAGUGUUUUUCUUCUAGUAGCUGCGAGGUGCCUUUGGAAGCUGCAUCUGUUGUUGAGAGCUUCUUUCUUUCGUAUUUGGAAAGUGGUGGUUGCUGGAGAAGUAGGCAGUUGGUGACAGAGGAAGGUGGUGCUUUCCCAGGAGCUUCCUUUUUUUGGAAGGCUUUUCCUGACUCUCUACUCCAGAGAGCUCAUAUGCUGUCAAACAGCCUUUCCUAAAAUCAAAGUCAGAAUGGUAGCCUCCUGUGUAAUACUGAGUUUUCAGAGGUAAGACAUGCAGAUUAUUUCUGACUGUAAACCCAGUGAAGGUAACAUGCUUUUCCAGUGUUCAGUUUUUCAGUGCAUCGUGGACUAUGCUGCAAGUGCUUGUGAUGUAAUAUAGACAUUAUUUAGCAUCUACUAUGCCUGUGCUUUAAUUGCUGUUACUGUUAUUUACUAUUUUUUUUUUUUUUUUUUUUUUAAGAAAUCUUUCUUGUAUCACCAGCAUGCAUCACCAUGACUCUUGCAUGGAAUGAAAUUGCAGGAGAAUGAUUUGAUAUUUGCCCCAAGUCCUUUUUCAGCUUCUUAAUUCACGUGGGUAGCGUGGAGCGAGGGCGUUUCAGUUCUGAUCGGUUGGAACAGGUCACAGUUCAGGAGGAUGUUGAGUUCAGAAUGCUUCACUGUGUGUAUGAUAGAUAAAUACCUCAUUUGGCAUAAUCAAUUGGCCAAACAUGUUUGUAAUACUCUUAGAAGAUGUUUUUCGCUGCUCGUUCAGUAUCUUUUUCUGUGACAUCUUUAUGCAGUAGGUGAGGCAGGGGAAGAGUUCCAGAUUUUUCAGAACUCACUUGCAAUACAGAUCAAGUGAACGGUAGCUGUGUUGAAAGCAUCUCUUUCUGUGUGAGAUGGGAAGUGAGUCACUUAGUCCAGGUCCCCUGCCAUUAUGGGAAUGACAUCAUGUAGUUCCUCAUAAGAUUUCCUUUAUUCUCAAUUUUUUUCUCAGUCAAGAGAACUGAAGAUGUUUUCUCACUCAACCACAUUAUAAAUCCUUAUAUGUUAUAAAAUGCUUAUUCAUUCCCUUCUUAAUCUUUCUUUUUCUUUUUCUCUUUUUUUUCUGAGAGGAAACAACUGACAAUGUCUCAGAAUCCCCACAAGCCACAUUCAAGCGAAGAAAAGUUGAGUGCCUUGGAGGAUGAUCAAGAGAGCUUGGACAACUCGGAGCAGUCAAUCAGUAACAGAAUACAACAAAGUGUUCCAGGUUCACAUGGAGAUGAUACACCAAAGUCUAGCCCUCCUCGGCCCGUGUCAGUGGAAGAGUUAAUGGAAACAGCUAAGGGAGUAACCAACAUGGCCCUAGUACACGAGAUUGUUGUUAAUAGAGACUUCCAGAUCAAGCCAGCUGAGUUACCAGAACACAGCUUGGAAAAAAAAGUAAGAGAGAUUGUGCACAAAGUUUUCUGGGAUUGUCUGGAAGCUCAGCUGAAGGAAGAGCCACCGACAUACGACCACGCAAUUAAACUGUUGGGAGAAAUUAAGGAGAAUCUUCUGUCUUUUUUAUUUCCUGGUCAUACAAGAUUAAGAAACCAGAUUAUGGAAGUUCUUGAUCUGGAUUUGAUAAAACAGGAGGCCGAAAAUGGGGCUCUGGACAUUGCUAAGUUGAUAGAAUUUGUUAUUGGAAUGAUGGGGACUCUCUGUGCUCCAGCUCGAGAUGAAGAAAUUAAGAAACUGAAAGAUAUACGUGAAAUAGUUCCUCUCUUCAGAGCAAUUUUCUCUGUGUUAGACCUAAUGAAAAUGGAUAUGGCAAACUUCGCUAUCACUAGUAUUAGACCAAAAUUAAUGCAGCAGUCUGCUGAAUAUGAAAGAAAGAAGUUUCAGGAGUUUCUUGAGAAACAGCCAAAUUCUUUAGACCUUGUCACAGACUGGUUGCAGGAAGCAGCAGAUGAUCUUGCAAAGCUGAGACAUAAAAAGUUACCUCCCCCCAGCAGUGCUGUUGGUGCUGCUGGUGGAGCUGCUGCGUUGUGCUCCACUGCCAUACAGAAUCAGGCAUAUCUGAAGCUGCUGAAGUGGGAUCACACAAACAGGCCUUUCCCAGAAACAGUGCUCAUGGACCAGAGGCGCUUUCAGGAAAUACAGCUGGAACUGGAGCAGCUCCUCAUGGCUGGGACUGUCCUUCUGGUCACGUUCAAUGCAGCGGGCGCAGCUCUCAUCGAUGUGCCUGGAUUUGCUGAGAAAAUCAAAACCAUUGUCAGGGUGCUGCUGACAGGAAUGCAUCUCCCAUUCUCGAAUUCAGAAGUUUCUGGAGAAUUGUCUUGCAUCUGGUCACCAGAAAGCGGUACCGACUGUUCCUGGAGGAUUAAGCCCUAUUCAGAGGGAGCUGGAAGAGAUUGCUGUCAAGUAUGUUCGUCUUGUCAACUACAACAAGAUGGUCUUCAGUCCUUACUACGAUGCUGUUCUUGGCAAGAUACUGACUAAGGAAGAACCCCAGCUUGUAGGGGUGCCGGAGGAAUCGUGAACACAGUUUGUGUACCAAUGCAGUAUUAAUUUUAUCAGCUGUUUUGAAAAAUUGCACCCGUAUUUGUCUAGGAAAACAGCUCUCCAUGUCAAUACUAUUUCCUUUUAAGUCACUCACGCUGCCCCAUGAGGAAAAUGCGUGACUUGCAAUAGGGGUUCUGAGAUAAGUGAUGAAGGAGGGAUACAUUUUUAAUGUAAGUAUGCAACUUCUGUGAGGGAGUGUUGUGGUAGUUUUCUGGCUAUAAGAUUUCCAGGCAGGUGCUAUGUAGGAAAAGUUAAACAGCCAAACUCUGUUCUUAAGUGGUUCAUUUUAGUGUUUUUUAUUCUCGUUUGUCGUGAAUUUGGUUUCGCUCAUCCACAGCAGGUUAGCAGUGGUCCUUCCCUGCAGGGAAAUGUGGCUUUUCAAAAAGAUCUUACUUUAAAGACUUCAGUAAGCUAAAACUCUAGGUAGGAGAAACCUUAACAGGCGAAAAACAAAGCCAAACAGCACUUACUGUAUCAUUAUGGUUGGUGUGGUAGGCUACUAAGUUUUUCUUUCAGCAUUUUUCUGCAUUUUUAAUAGCUUUUUUUUGCUGUUUACCUGCAGAUGUUACAGAAACAGAGUGUAUUUUUGUAGCAAAUUUUCUGGUUAUUGGGUAACUGUCCUCUGCUUUGUACAGUAUUUAACAAGGUGGCAAUCUUACAGAUUGCAGCUGUAUUUAUCUCCUGUAAAGACUUCAGAAAGGCAGAGCUGAAAUGUUUUGAUAAAAGUGGCGUUUCUUACCUUUUUUUUGCUAGUAGUUUACUCCUUUUUAUGUGAAAUACUAAUUUUGAAGUUAAUCUGUGCCAUUUACAGAAGGUGGACUUUAAGUGUGUUAAACUUUAGGACAAAAGUCCUACUUGUUUUUUAAAACUACUACUUGAGAUGGCUGCGUUUUCAGUCAUGUCUUCAAAGAUAUCCAGGAGGUGCAGAGCACUAAUUAAAGUGCGAGUGAAUUUAAAUUGUAGUGGGAAGUGCAUUAUUUAAUAUUAGUUUGAAUACGCAAUGAAUGUUUUCAAUAGAAGAUUUUAUUCUUUUUUACAUUACAGAGGUGAUUUUAAAACCUUAAAUAUUUAAGGUCUUGAAUUUCAUUAGUUACGUGUUGUAUAGAUGAGGGUUCACAGAAGAGCUCAGUGAUCUUACAGCCUUAUUGCAGUUUUAAACUCAGCUAGGAGGUAAGUGCAGUUCAAGUUUUCCUCUAGCUCUUGAGCUCCAUUAUUGUUUUCAUAAAUUCAUCAAAUUUUGAUUACUAAGUUCAUAAUUAUAAACAGUAAGCGUCCAAAACACUAGACUGUACCCAAAAUGUUGUUUUCUCUAAAAACAAAACAAAACAAAACAA